AUGCCGCAUCCACUUCGGGACUGCGCGGCCGACGUGACAGCCGCCUCCGCCGCCCUCGCUCGUCGCGUCGCCGUCGUUCCCCGCCGCACGGCCGCGCGCGCCGCGGCCGUGGCCGAGUGGCACGCGGCCGCGGAGGCGGAGGCGCGGCGGCGGCGCGAGGAGGCGCGGCGGCAGCGGCUGGCGGCGCUGCGCAGCAGUGACAUGGACGCUUACAAGGCCAUGCUGUCGGAAGCCAGGAACGGCCAGCUCAGCCAGGUUCUGGCAGAAACAGACAAGUGCCUGCAGACCCUCACCCGCCGCCUCAACGCGUCGUCUGCUGCCACCAAGGGCCGUGGCGCCGGAGCUAAAGGCGCCAGCACGGCGUUAGCAGCGGCUGCUGCCGUAGCCCACAAUGGCGAUGCGGACGACGCGUCGGGCGCUUGGGGCCAGCUGGCGGCGCGGCUUGUGGCGGACAUCGAGCGGCAGCCUGCGAUGCUGGUUGGCGGCGAGCUGAGGGACUACCAAAUGCAGGGCCUGCGUUGGAUGGUGGGCCUGGCCGACAACGGGCUCAACGGCAUCCUGGCUGAUGACAUGGGCCUGGGCAAGACGGUGCAGGUCAUAGCGAUGAUCUGCCACCUCAUUGAGUCCCGCGGCGAGGGCCAGCCCUUCCUCAUCGCCGCGCCGGCCUCGGUGCUGCCAAACUGGGCCUCGGAGCUCGCGCGGUGGGCGCCGGGGCUGAAGGUCGUGGCGUACAAGGGCAGCGCGGCAGAGAGGGAGGCUACUUAUUACAACCAGGUCGGCAGGCGCUGCAUCGUGAUUGACGAGGGCCACCGCCUCAAGAACGCCGACUGCAAGCUGUCAAGGGAGCUGCGGCAGUACAGGAGCAAGGCGCGCCUGCUGCUCACGGGCACCCCCCUCCAGAACAAGCUGGAUGAGCUCUGGGCCCUGCUCAACUUCCUCAUGCCGGAUAUGUUCGACUCAGCGGAGGACUUUGCCUCCUGGUUUGGGCAGCCCCUGGAGGCGCUCAAGGGCGGCGGCGGCGCGGCGCGCGGCGACGGUGAAGAUGCGGAGGAUGCUGCUGGUUUGACCCAGGAGGAGUACCUGCUGCUGACAUCACGCCUGCACACGGUGCUGCGCCCCUUCAUGCUGCGCCGCCUCAAGGACAGCGUUGCGGGGGAGCUGCCCGGCAAGACAGAGGUGGUGCUGCGAUGCCGCAUGAGCCCCUACCAAGAGGCCCUCUACUCACUCGUGAAGGGCAGCUUCGUCGGCGCUGCGCAGCAAGAGGGGGAUGCGGCGGCGGCGGCCGCAGGCGACGGCCGUGCUGCGCGCGGCGGCAAGGCGUCGGCGGGCGGCGUCGUGGGCGGCGGCGGCGUGAGGGGCCUGGGCGUGAGCGUGAACAACGUGCUUAUGGAGCUCAGGACGAUCUGCAACCACCCCCUGAUCAGGCAAGACACGGCCCCCUUGAUCAACCGCCUGCAUCCGGAGAUGGGGGAGUCCCUGCUGCCGCCGUCGCCGCUUGGCCUGCCCCCCGGGCUGCGGCUGAGCGCCAAGGUGGAGGCGCUGGACCGGGUCCUGCUGUUCUGCACCAUGACGCGCGUCCUGGACGAGCUGGAAGCCUACCUGGACUGGCGCGGCUUCAGCUCCCUGCGCCUGGACGGGGCCAGCGGCAGCGCGCAGGAGCGGGGCGACCUGGUGCGGCGGUUCAACGACCCAGACUCUGAUGUGUUUGUGUUCCUCCUGUCUAUCCGCGCCGGCGGCGUGGGACUCAACUUGCAGGCGGCCGACACCGUCAUCAUGUAUGAUACGGACUGGAACCCGCAGAUCGACCUGCAGGCCCAGGCGCGCGCGUACCGCAUCGGCCAGACGCGCCCCGUGCUCGUGGUGCGCCUGCUGGUGGGCGGCAGCGUGGAGGAGCACGUGCAGCGCGUGGCGGCGGAGAAGAUCAAGUUUGCAGACUCAAGCAUCACGGGCGGCUUCUUUGACGGCAUGACGUCAGCAGACCAGCGGCGCCAGUACCUCCUGUCAAUCCUGAACGCCCCAACCGAUGGCCCCCAGCCGGCGGCCACCGGCGGCGCCUGCCCUGGCGGCGGCACCAGCAGCGGCGGCAGGGGCAGCGGGUUGGACAUGAGCGAUGGGGAGCUGAGCAGGCUCUUGGCGAGGGGCGCCGACGAGGAGGCGCGAUUCAAAGCGGAGGACGCGCGGCGCGCGGCCGCCGAGGCUGCGGCGGCCGAGCGGUGGGCGGCGGCAAAGGCGGGAGCGAGCGCGGUCGCGGGUGCGGGCGGCGCGGAUGCGGCUCCUGUGGCGCGCCUGGCGACGAGGGAGGAGUGCGCCGCGCUGAUCCGCGAGGCGGCGGAGGCGGCGGCGCCCAAGCGCAAGGAGGACCCGGCAAUGUUUGGCAGGGGCAUGCGGGGCGCAGCGCGGCAACAGGAGCAGGGCUCAGAUGCGUCGGGGCCACCAGUGCAGCCGCUGCAGCCGCCGCCGCCCAAGGCAGCCGCCUCGGCGCCUGUGGGCCGCAAGCGCAACGCGGAAGUGCGGCAGCAGGGCGAUGGUGACAAGCAGCAGGCUGCCCCUGCGGGCCGGCCCCAGGGACCUGCGCCCGCCCCUGCUGGCCAGCUGUGCUGCACAGAGCAGCAGCAGAAGCCGGGCGAUGGGGAGCCGCCGCAGCCGGCAGCCCGAAGCCCAACGGUGCCGGGCGGCAAGCCGCUGGGCUGCGGCAAGUGCCGCUGGGCCAAGGCAGGCUGCAAGCGCUGCAGGGUCGAGGCGGUCGUGCCCCAGGACGACAGCGCCUCUGCCGCGGCGGCGAUGGAGCUGCGCAACAGCUGUGGUGGACGCGGUGAAGUACAGGAGGCCCCCCGGACAGCUGCGGCCAGGGCCCGCGACUUUGCGGUGACUGCAGCGACGCCGGCAUACACCGCAGCAGGCAACGGCUGUGGUUUCACUGGCGCAGAUGGUGGGGGUGAUGAGGAGGAGGAUGGUGGGGCAGACCAGGAGGCGGUGAGCCCGCUCGCUGGCACGCGCGGCCCCAGCGCAGAGGCGGCCGCGGAGGCCGAGGCUCUGGCGCUGUCGCCGCCGCGGCCGAUGGAGCUGCAGCCGUCGCCGCAGCCUCAGCGGCAGCAGGAGCGCAUGCCAGGCCAUGAGGAGAAGGAGCUGCCUGCGACCAAGCCGCAGCAGACCGGGUCGUUGCGGAAAGAGACUUCAGGCGUCGUCGCCCAAAUGAGCAUGCCCGCAGCGGUCAAGCGCCCCGCGGCGGGCGACGCGGCGCCUCCGCGCGAUGUCAAGCGGGUCUGCAACAAGCGGCAGGUGGUGGCAUCGGCGGGCGCAGCGGCUGUGCAGCGGCCGGAAGAGGACGCCGCGGCAGCCGCAGCGCCGACGCGCAGCAAAUCUGCUGCUUUGCCGCCGCCCGCCGUCGACGCCGCUGCGGUCCAGGCCGAGGCGGCGGUGGUGGGUCUGCUGUUCGCUCGCUUUGGGCCAGGGGCGGCGAGGGGGUACGCUGCUGCAGCCGCCGCGCCAGACGAAGUGGUCGGUAUGCUGUGGCGGCGCUUCGGGCUGGCGCGCGUUGAGCAGGCGCGCAUCGGCCAUGCCACAGGGCUGCUGAGUGAAACCAAGGCUGCGCUGCUGCUGCGCCGUGAGCGCGAGGCGCGCGCGGCGCGGGCCAUGUCUGUGGAGGCCCGAGCGCGCUGCAUCAUCCUGCAUCAGCAGAAAGGGGCCGUUGCAAAUGCACAGUCGUGGAUGAACGAGAUGGGCUGUGCGCCAAGGGCCUAUGACGAGAUGAGCGAGCUGCUGGCGGAGAUAGAGGCUCGCAGGGGCGCAGACUUCGACGUCGAUGUGGCCGCAGAGCGCCCCGCCGCUCCCUUCAACAGCGGCGCCCCGCAGCGCCGCGGCCCCUUGCUGCUCCGCGUGCUGCGCCGCCUCAAUGCAGACGCGGCGGCGCUCGCGGCAGAGCGCGGCGCCGACCACCCCGCAGCUGUCGCCGCGGCUGAGGCUGCGGCUGUUCUGCUGCGCGAGGGGCGCGCGAUGCUGCACGGCUUCGGGAUCACAAGCCAGGGGGCGUGGCGCCUGCAAGCUCUAAUGCGAAGAUACAAUGAAGAGCUGGCGGCCAAGCAGGAGCAGCAAGACAGGGACGUGGCCGACCACCUUCGCACCAUGAUCGAGCUGCUCCCGCCGCGCUGGCGUCAACGCUGGCAGUGCGGCACCCCAUAUGACAUGAUGAUGGAGAAUGUUGGCCGCAUCAACACCUCCCAGGCCUAUCGCUGGGCGUGCGAUGAUGUCACCGUGUACAAAGAGCCCACCGCGCGCCCCGAGGACCGCUGGCUCCCGACCGGCAUGGAGUGCUCCGUGGCGGAGGCCAUCGCCGCCGCCGGCGGGCCCCUCAAGGACCACCCCAGCUGGAGUGUUCCCCACACCAUCACAGGCCUGCACGUCAUCAUCGACCGCACCCCCUGGGGCGACGCCAGGCGCCGCGACAGGGCGGUCAAGCUUGGCGCGACCGCGCCCCCGCAGCAGCCGGCCUUUGAUGUCGACGCAGACCCCCUCCUCCCAAUGAGACCGCAGCAAGCAGCACAUGCAGUGUAG
Monoraphidium neglectum is the source of this 4551-nucleotide messenger RNA. Its product is annotated as ATP-dependent helicase STH1/SNF2. Gene Ontology annotation, biological process: positive regulation of transcription by RNA polymerase II. Gene Ontology annotation, cellular component: nucleus. Bases 1 to 4551 code for a protein of 1516 amino acids. Gene Ontology annotation, molecular function: ATP-dependent chromatin remodeler activity; ATP binding; DNA binding. The transcript has 19 exons. Lineage: Eukaryota; Viridiplantae; Chlorophyta; Chlorophyceae; Sphaeropleales; Selenastraceae. The record is from RefSeq and is a predicted model, not a curated record.